Brassica rapa (field mustard) is the source of this 3243-nucleotide messenger RNA. Its product is annotated as E3 ubiquitin-protein ligase MBR2. NCBI's taxonomy places the organism in Eukaryota, Viridiplantae, Streptophyta, Magnoliopsida, Brassicales, Brassicaceae. Gene Ontology annotation, molecular function: ubiquitin protein ligase activity. The record is from RefSeq and is a predicted model, not a curated record.
AUUGUUGGUUGAUUGAGAAACCAACGUGAACUUGAAGUAAGAUAAGUCAACCAAACUCUAUUAGCGUGGUUAGUUUUUUACUCAUUUACGUUUUAUGGCUGAUAACUAUGUUUAUGGUAGUCAAGGCUUUGUGAAGUUUGUCUGGUCCAGUUCUUCCACCACCCUUCUUUUGAUUCCACGUUCAUAACUGAAUGUGUUAAUUAGUCAGUGAUGCUUGAAGUGUGAAUUAAGGUAAAAACUUCAAUAUUUCUUGCGAAAUGACAACCAUCCUAUGAAGCAUAAAGCAAAUUGCUUAGAAGCAUCCUUUCACACAACCCAUUUCUGCUUACUAGCUCUUGGAGUAGAUCUAGGUGUGCUGGGCCGGAUGGCAGGUUUUGACUAAGUAAAAGCUUCAGAAUAGUAGAAUGUGGUGGUAAGCCUUUGCUGGCCAGCACUCUGUGGACUAAGCCCGUUAUGAUUCUGAACUUGAAGAGAAGAAAUUACAUUUGGUGUGUGGAAAUGGUGAAUCAGUUGAUCAGGAAAGGAUGAUGGCUUUUUCACUUGUGUAGUUUAGUGUAUUCUUGGUUGGGAGUUUAAUUUGCCUGCAGUAGUAUUGUUGGAGGGUUUUGGCUCAGAAAAUUAAACUUAUUUCCUGCUGUUGAAUCAUCCAUGUAAUUUUCUUGAUCAUGCCAGCAGUAUGCAUCUGUUCUGUAUGUGUUGAUAGAAGCUGAAAUGGUCAUAUCAAAUGUUAUCUGUUCUGUAUCUGUUCUUUCUUGCCUUAUUCUCGGUGGACUGUUUCUGUAAAAUUUAUGAAGUUCUUAAACCUGAGUAAAUGUCUUGUUUAAAUGAACUUCUUAUGCCAAUGUACUAGAGAACACUCUUGCUUGUUUUGUGUCUCUUAUUUUCUUUUGGCUUACACAAAGAGAAAAUGUAGGUUUCUGUUUUAUUUAUUAACUCUUGAUUGCAAGAUACCCUUAUGAGCUGAUAGAUAUGUACUAGUUAAGGUUAUUCCCAUCUUAAGGCAUCAGGAACUUUCCAGUCCAACUCUUCGAAAACUUGUUUUUAUGAUAUCAUGAGCUGAGCUCUGAGGGUAUAGUAUGUUAGAUACGGGUGACAAAGGUAACUGAGACUAGAUAUUUCAACUAUAUUGAUACUAGGUAUUGAAACUAUGGACUCUCUUCUGAUAAAGAAUCUCUAUCAAUAUACCAUUGUCAGUUUCCUUUAUACCUGAAGUUGAUGUCCGUCCUAAUACUGUGUAGUGUUCUCUAUGCAUAUUCUAAAUCGUUUCUUACAGCUUGAGUAUGCUCAUGUGUGGGGUUGAAGAAACUUUGUUUCUUAACUUGGCGAUGGUUAAGGUUCUUCAGUUGCAAAAAUUGGAGUUUUGGUCUUGAAAUGUGACUAUAAAACUGAAAAUAGAUGGGUGACUCGUUUUCAGCAACCAUUUGGGUUAGCUGGACUCCAAGGUUGAAGAUUUGUGUAAUCAUGGGGCACAGACAUUUUCCUGGCUCUUUCCAAUUUUUCGAUGAUGAACAGGAUCAAGGCUGGAACCAUAUACACCCAGAGCACCCAUAUACGAGUUUAGCAAGAACUGGGACCAGUGAGAGCAGAUCGCAUGUUAAUCCAGCAGGAAACGUGUUGAAUGAAGGAAUGCCAUUUUCUUCGCACUGGAACUCUUCUACAGGACCAAAUGCGUAUACUGCUUCAGGUCAUGGUGUAGAGAGGCUACACUACAAUCCAGGGACUAGCGGCCCCACCCAUGUUCCUGUCAUGAGUUCAGCAGCUGCAACUUUCUCUGCUCCACUUGAACAUUAUGUGACAUCUGCAUCUUCUUCGUACUGCAACAGUCAGACAUGGUCAUUGGAUGGCUAUGUUGAUCUACAUAUGGAAAAUGUGAGAGGAGCACAGAAGCGGAAAACCCCAUGCGAUUCUUCCGUCUAUGAAAUGGGUAGUUCAAGCCAUUACCACGGUGGCAGAACUUCCUCAGAUAUCCCUUUCUCCUCGGAGUUGGACAUGGGAAAAUCAACAACUCGUGAUCAUGAUCCUCAUUACAUGCCGUGGCUCAUGAACCCAAGUUACAGAAGUAAUAAUCUCUCGAUCAGGGGAGAGAGUUCUUCAAGGAAUGUCCGGAGUCGUCCUACACUUGAUUUAGAGACUAGUGUAGAUAGAAAUAUUUUUUCAAGAAGCUUGGACCUUGAUUCUCAUCCUACACAUCACAAUGUUGAGCACUCUAGCUCAGAUCAGUUUCCUGGUCAAACAUCUCACAGGAAUAAGGACUGGAACUGGAACUUUCCUAGACACUCCCCAGUACCUAGAGAUUUAAAUGGCUUUAGUCCAAAGACAAAUAAUUUUCUUCCCACGAGAAGUGUCGUCAACAGCACAUCUGUUGAUACCUCUUGGUAUCACCAAGGGCUAAUCGGAAACAGAAACUCUACAGUUUCCCACGGUUUUCCUGGAACUUCAACACAAUCUGCAACUAGCUCCCGCUUCUCUCAUAGGUCAACACCCACCUAUAGAUCUUCUUCAAACGCUUUGCGAUUGGAACAUUCAGCAUAUUCUUCUGGAGAUAGGUCUCCUUUUGUCACUGAGACAUAUCCUUCUAGGCAUCUGAGGCCACCACCACACAUCUCAUGGCGUAGCAGUGAUCGCCCAGGGAGACGCAGGAGUUCCUAUGAGAGGUUUCAGCCUCCUUUCGAUGAAGUGGCUCUCCAUGAACCAUUUUCAUCUCAGGGAUUUAUGGCUGUAGAUCACCAACAGCACUAUGGAUCCAGGAAUAUGCAUGAUCACCACAGAGACUUGAGGCUCGACAUCGAUGACAUGACCUACGAGGACCUUAUUGAUCUUGUUGAAAGGAUUGGGAGUGUGAACACUGGUCUAUCCAACGGCGCAAUCUCCAGUUGCUUGUUGGAGACGAUAUUCUACCCAUUGUAUCAAACGGAUGAGGAAAGAAAAUGUGCAAUCUGCCUGGCGGAAUACAAGGAAGGAGAAGAGUUGGGGGAACUUAAAGGGUGUGGUCAUGACUACCAUGGAGGGUGCAUAAAGAAAUGGCUGUCUUUGAAGAACUCUUGCCCUAUCUGCAAAUCACCUGCUUUUACCUGAUGCUUCUAAGAACCCAUAUGAUAAACUAUACAUAUAUAAUUCAUUUCUCUUUUGUUUAAAGGGAAAAUAUGUGAUAGACUAUAACAUUUUAAGUUGUAAAUAGAAGGAAGUUAAUAUCUGUUAUUUGGUGAGUAGAAAAAAAGAAAAGAAAAGAGAAUGCUUCUUCUU